Molecule: messenger RNA, 3720 nt
Organism: Rhagoletis pomonella (apple maggot)
Lineage: Eukaryota; Metazoa; Arthropoda; Insecta; Diptera; Tephritidae
Exons: 6
Coding region: 358-3255 (965 amino acids)
Biological process (GO): lipid metabolic process
Molecular function (GO): lipase activity
Source: RefSeq, a predicted model, not a curated record
UGAGAAGUGUGUGAAUUUUUAUGUUUUACUAAAUACAAGUUGCUGUGCGGUAAACGCACUAAAUGAAAUGCUUGGGAAUAAAUAAUAAAUAUCAGCUGCAGUGAGUUUGAACUAGUAAAAUAUGUGCGAAAUUUUAAGCGUAAAUAUGCAAAUAACGAGGUGGUGAUUUAUAAUGGCGUGGUGAUGCAUCGCAAAUUUUUGCUAAAUAGAUUUCAUUGUACAUAUGUAGUAGAUUAUUUUCCCUGUCACAUUAGCUCUAUUACAUUGUUGGAAUUUCCUGUUUAAUGUACUUUUACUUUGUUAGCAGCAAAAAUUUGAUUGCAACAACUUGCCAGCGCGUUAGCAGAGGUGCGUAACAUGAAGAAGAGGAAUCUGCUGUUAAAGCUAUGUGUACUGCUGGCAGCGCUGUCGUGGCAUGUGGCAGUUUGCUCGGUGGUGUCUACGACAGAUGCAUUCGAUGAUGCUUUAGCUGAAACAUUCUCCAAGGGCUUUGCGAAUAGCACGGACUUAGUACGGGCUGUACGAGAGUCAAUACGACAACACGAGCUGCUGCAGCAACGUAAUAAACAUAGCAGAUCCAAACGCGCCGUCAAACGUGUUUGUUAUGGCGAACUCGGCUGCUUUGAGGACUCCGGCCCUUUCGCUUACUUGGAAAUGUUGCCCUCGCCACCGGAAGACAUCAACACCAAGUUCUAUUUUUACUCCACAAAAAAUCGUUCCGAGCGACCACUUAUGGAGUUGCCUUUCCUCAAUAUGACCGACACAUUUGCUAGCGUCGCAAGCAGCUCCCAUUCGAUACGACGCAGAGCAGGCUCAGUGAAUGAUACAGCCGCCACAGACACUUCAGCUACAACCACUACAACUACAACGACAACAACAACCACUACACAGCGUAGCGUCUUCAAAAGCACUCCAUUGACGCUGGACGAACUGCAUGGUUUCGAUGAGCUCUCGGUGCGUGUUAUUGUGCACGGCUUUGGUUCGGCCUGUCCGCAUGUGUGGAUCUAUGAAAUGAAGACGGCUCUAAUGGCGGUGGAAGACUGCAUUGUUAUUUGCGUGGAUUGGGAGAACGGCGCCACUUUUCCGAACUACGUGCGUGCUGCAGCCAAUACGCGACUGGUCGGCAAGCAAUUGGCUAUGCUUCUGCGGAAUUUGCAAGAGCAUAAGGGUCUCAACUUUACCAGAACGCAUAUAAUUGGUUUCAGUUUGGGUGCGCAUGUGUCCGGGUUUGCCGGCGCAGAGCUGCCGGGCUUAGCGCGAAUUACUGGUCUGGAUCCGGCAGGUCCGCUCUUCGAAGCACAGCACCCAAAAGUGCGUUUGGAUAAUACGGAUGCGGAGUUUGUGGAUGUGAUACACUCGAAUGGUGAGAACUUAAUACUCGGUGGCUUGGGCUCGUGGCAGCCGAUGGGACAUGUGGACUUCUAUCCGAAUGGUGGACGUGUGCAGACGGGUUGCUCGAACCUAUUCGUGGGCGCAGUGACGGAUUUUAUAUGGUCUGCUCAAACAGCUGACGAGGAAGAAGGUCGCUCGCUUUGCAACCAUCGACGUGCUUAUAAAUUCUUCAUCGACUCUGUAGCACCACGCUGCAUGUUCCCCGCUUAUCCAUGCAAAAACUAUGACGACUUUAUUAAAGGCGAAUGCUUUCCAUGUGCACAGAACGACGAAGACAUCGCUGAAGGUGUGCCACGAUGCGGCAAUAUGGGCUACUAUGCAGAUCGUUCUACGGGGCGGGGUCAACUUUAUCUGCUGACACGAGAAGAGGAACCAUUCUGUGCACAUCAGUUUAAGCUGGAGAUAUUCAACUCUUUCAAUGAUCUGCCGCUAAGGACCAUUGGUCGCCUAGAGGCCACGCUCGAAGGCGAAGGCGGUCUGAACGAAACAUUCAAGAUAUCAGAGAAAGAUGACUCAGAAUUUUUCGCUGGCGAUAUUGUUUCGAAAAUCAUUGUGCCACACCCGGCUUUGGGCUUUCCAACUACACUUAGUUUACACUACAAAUCAUAUAGCGGUUGGCUGUCCAAAGGCCUGCCGCAUUGGGAUAUCGAUAAGGUAGUGUUAACAGACAGCUUUGGUCGCAGCCACUCACUGUGUAAGCCUUCAACAAAGCUCUCAUCCGGCACACCAGUGCGCCUCAAACUGCUCUCGGGAAAUUGUGAACUGGAGAAUCAAGAGGAGUACGGCACUUAUAAUGUGCCCACCACUUCGGUGCCGGACUCUAGUGGACAAGAGAGCGCGGACAAUGCGGAAACCGAUAGCAUAGAUGCCGCCAAGCAAAGCAAAGAUUACUUUAAUCUCGGUACCAGUUUUCGACUGGACCAGAAUAAAUCAUAUGUUGACAACGAUCUGCCAUGGCAACCUAUUUUCGAGGGUUCCAACGCGCUGGACAAAGACGUGGGCGAGUCGAGUCGCAGUCUUUCGGUUGAACCAACUGAAAUCUUCGAACCAAUUCUGAAUGAUCGUCGUCUUGGCCUAAAGAAUGCGCGUAAUCUGCAAGAAUUUGGUAUAACUACAGAAGAGAUAGUCGAACCUGUUUUAAAAGCGACCACGCCACGUGUAAAAAAGGCAAAGGAAAUAGUUUUUACCGAAUCACCGUUAACCACAAAGAAACCUGAAAUCAUCAAAAUAACACCGCUAGCUGUACGCAAUGAACCUGAGCUACCCAAGUCUACUUCACAAGACGAAGCCAUCACCGUGCAGUUGCUGCCCUUCCGGCUCGGUGAUUUGCUUCAGCGCGCCGAACGCUAUGCACGAGAGACACUAUUGCCGUUAAUUUCUGUGCAGGCACCGAAAUUCUUCGGCUUCAAUGUCGGUGGUUCAACGACUGUUGGCAGUGAUGAGUCCGCUGCGCUCAAAGAAGAACCACGUAAGCCACGCUACAUACCACGCUUUGAAGAAGCUUCUUUUUUACGCGAAAAACGCGUAGAGAAAAAUCGCACUGCACGCAAGCCGAUAACAGAUCUCACGCCAGCCGAAUCGAGAACGCAACGUAACAUUUUCAAGCUGAUAAGAUCGGAUCCAAAGGAGGCUAUUGCGAAGGCUACUCAUGGCACUACCAGUAGUGUGCUCCGGCCAGCGCAAAGGCGUGCACUCAGCGAUAUUACUUACUAUACAAAUAUAAUGCUUCCGGAGUCGCGUGCUUUGCGGCCGGAAGAUCCCAGCUAUGAGCCGGUAUUCAUAGAAUUACCCACCUAUAAGCCAAGCAAGGCAGCGCGUAGCACGCAAGGAAACGAAAAAGAGGUGGUUGAACGAAAACCUUGAAACUUUGUCUCCGGUGGUGGAAGGUGUGUGAGUAGAAGAGCACUAUUUGCAAUUUGUGGAACUGCGUGAUAAGUCAAACUGAAAUGCUAUACUAUUGACGAUCUCUACGUCCAUUGCUGUUUUCUUAAUCUGAAAAUAUGCACCCAUCGGGAGAUUCAUCAUAAUUUUUUUUUUCAUUUUUGAAAAUGCUCGUUGUCUUCCAUUUAGCGAAAAAAAUGAAAAAAUUGUAUAAGUAAGGAAAAUGUUUGUAUUUUGAUCGACAUUUUUAAGAUCGACAUUUUUACGAGUUGCAUUUUAGAAAUCAUUAGCAUAAUUUCCGUGCAACCGUAGAAUGCAUUUCGUAUUUUUCCAGAGAAGAUGAAGUUUCCAUCUAAAUAAAUUUUCUGUAAAUAUUUCUAAUGCUAUCACUGCUAGUACUCAUUUAAGUUUUAAAUGUAUUGUAAUUUAUUAAAAUAAGUAAAAAAU